UCCGCUGGGAUUUCUCGUUCCAUUUCUGAUGGUCCUCAAGGUCCUGUUCCAGCAGUUGUGGCUGCUUGGUCUUGAGUGGGACGAGCCACUCGGUGAUGAGCUGUCCGAGACCUUUCGCAGAUGGGUGGCAGGCCUUUCUGAGCUACCCAGCGUCAGGAUUCCCAGGUGUUUCAUGUUGAAAGGUGUGUGCUGGUCUAACGUGCAGGGUCUCGAGAUUCAUGUGUUUGCGGAUGCCAGCACGAAGGGUUACGGAUGUGUGUCCUAUGUGCGCUACUGCCUCCCCAGUGGAGGAUUUGGCGUGACGUUCGUGAUGGCGCGCGCUCGGGUGGCGCCUGUGAGGACAGUGACCCUUCCCAGGCUGGAGCUGCUGGCCUGUUUGUUGGCGGCUCGCCUGGCACGUCACGUGUCUACCGCACUGGAGCUGCCCAGCUCUGUGCCGGUUUUCUGCUGGACCGACUCCACUGUGGCGCUGGCGUGGGUGAGGAGCUCACCAGCCAAGUGGAAGCAGUUUGUCCGGAAUCGAGUGGGAGAGAUUCAGGAGCUCACCGACCCGUCCAGCUGGGGCCACGUCAGUAGCACUGACAAUCCUGCUGACGCUGCCUCCAGGGGUCUGAUGGCGGAUCAGCUGAUCGGCUCGUCACUGUGGCUGCGGGGUCCGGAGUGGCUUCUGUCUUCGGGUAGACCACCGGCCGAGAGUCAGCUGUUCGUGAGCGAGGAACUGGUGAACGAAGGGCCGGAGGACAGAGAGGACACUGACCGAGUGCUCUCUACUCAGGCGAGUGCUGAUGGGCUGAUCCCGCCUGUCGUGCUGAUGUCUCAGCCUGGUGCUGAAUCUCGAGACUGCGUGUUUCCCGUGGAGCGGUGGAGCUCGCUGACAAAGGCCGUUCGUGUCACGGCGUGGGUGAGACGUUUUGUUCUGAAUCUGCGGCAUCCUGAGAGCCGUGAUCUGUCAGCUGAGCUAUCCUAUGAAGAGCUUUGUCAGGCCAAGGCUGUUCUGAUUCAACAGACGCAGCGCGCCAGUUACCGUUUCGAGUACUCGGCGCUUGAGCAGGGUAAAGCGGUGUCCAGGUCGUCUCCUUUGUACAGACUGGCCCCGUACCUGGCUGAGGACGGUCUGCUCCGCAGGAGAGGCCGCCUUCAGAUGUCUGAUCUGUCGGCUGACGAGAAACAUCCGAUCAUCCUACCGAAGUGUCACCUGUCUCGACUUAUCGUUCGCUUCCAGCACAGGUUGAUGUGCCACGCGGGUGUCGGCACUCUGCUGUGCGCACUGCGCCGAACUUACUGGAUUGUGUCGGCACGGCGCAUUGCCAAAUCAGUGAAGCGUGAGUGUCUGGCAUGCCAGAGACAGGACUCGCCAGCGUGUUGUGAGCCGGCUGGCCCACUGCCGCGUGUCCGGGUGACGGAGUCGUCUCCGUUCAGUGUGACGGGCAUUGAUUUUGCAGGCCCGCUCUUCUCCGUGGACCAGCCGGGGAAGAAGUUCUAUGUCUGUCUCUUCACGUGUGGGACCACACGUGCCGUCCAUCUGGAGCUGACUGACGCGCUGUCCCUGCCUGCUUUUGUCAUGGCGCUGAGGCGUUUCGCCGCCAGACGGGGAUGGCCGGCUGUCAUCUAUUCUGACAACGCUGCUACUUUUAAGGCGUGUGCGGCUCGUCUCAGAGACACCAUGGCUGAUUCGGCUCCCGAGUGGAGGUUCAUCGUGCCGUCUGCACCCUGGUAUGGUGGAUGGUGGGAGCGGCUUGUGCGCUCGGUGAAGGUCGGCCUGCGUAAGGCUCUCGGCAGGAGGUGUCUCACGCGUGCUGAGCUGGAGACAGUCCUUCACGAGAUCGAGUCGUGCAUUAACUCCCGACCACUGACAUUUGUGACUGAUGACAGCGCCUGUGACGAACCCUUGACUCCGAAUCAUUUCCUGAUCGGUCGUGGUUCUGUAUUUGGCCCCGAUGUGGUGGAGGAUCCUGAGAAUGUGUCUGUGAGCUCACUCUGCCAGCGUGAGUCUGUCCGUCGGUCCCGUCUAGAGCAGUUCUGGCGGGUGUGGAGAGAGGAUUAUGUCCGAAACUUGCCUGCUCUCGUUCCCAAUUUCAAGUCCAGAGGUGGUUUGCGGGUGGGAUCAGUCGUGAUGAUCCACCGAGAUAACGUGCCACGUUUGCAGUGGCCCUGGGGAACGGUAGAGAGGCUGCACCCUGGUAAAGACGGCAUUGUGAGGAGUGUUGAUGUGCGGACGUGUAAAGGUGUGUAUACGUGUGCUGUUCAGCGUCUGCACCGCUUGGAGAUUGUAGAUGCCGGCUCCGAUCUCUCUGAUAGCCCUCGUGACGGAUCCGAUGACGGGUUCAGUGUUACCGAUCACGGAUCUGGUGGUACCUGUGACAGUUCUGGUGUGAGUCGCUCACGUGCUCACAGGUCAAGCAAUGUACCCUCUGUUCAAGCGGCCGAAAGGAUGUCCUAUCGGACCCGCUCGGGUCGCGUGUCUCGGCCGCCGGCUCGUUAUUAGUUAAGUUUGAUUCGCGAUUGCCGUCUUUCGUGUAUCAUUUAGUGUAAGUGCAUUGUGUUUGUUACGUUAUUGAGGCCUUGUGACGAGAUGACAAGAUCCUCAGGUGGGAGUAUGUUGGGAAUUGUCGGCCGCCACGGAUACUCGGGUGCCCGGCUGGCAUGGUACUGCCAUCUGCCGGCGUCAUGAUGAAGUGCGGGCACGGUGAGGGCGCUGGGGUGGUGAGUUUUGCGCAGUGUUGACGUGUCAUUCUGUGUUGUGCCCCGGCCCCGCCCAGUGCUGUGGUGGCGGCGCCGUGUUGGGACUGUUCAAGAGGAAUAC
Amphibalanus amphitrite is the source of this 2803-nucleotide messenger RNA. RefSeq lists its product as uncharacterized. Gene Ontology annotation, biological process: DNA integration. The transcript has a single exon. The coding region runs from base 29 to 2485 and encodes 818 amino acids. Gene Ontology annotation, molecular function: nucleic acid binding. The record is from RefSeq and is a predicted model, not a curated record. Lineage: Eukaryota; Metazoa; Arthropoda; Thecostraca; Balanomorpha; Balanidae.